Xiphophorus maculatus (southern platyfish) is the source of this 2471-nucleotide messenger RNA. RefSeq names its product zinc finger and BTB domain-containing protein 22-like (gene zbtb22b). NCBI's taxonomy places the organism in Eukaryota, Metazoa, Chordata, Actinopteri, Cyprinodontiformes, Poeciliidae. Gene Ontology annotation, biological process: regulation of transcription by RNA polymerase II. The record is from RefSeq and is a predicted model, not a curated record. The transcript has 5 exons. Gene Ontology annotation, molecular function: protein binding; RNA polymerase II cis-regulatory region sequence-specific DNA binding; DNA-binding transcription factor activity, RNA polymerase II-specific. Bases 173 to 2374 code for a protein of 733 amino acids.
GUCUGGAAUGGCCUUAAAGGCGCAGAGUCGCUGUCUGCAGCCGCAGGGAUCCGACGGGCAGCGGGUUCGCUGAAAAUGCGCCAGGAAGUUCUGGUUCUGGGUGACCUGGCAGCGGUUCCUGCCCUCGGCUCCCCCACACACCGGACCUCUGAGGGCAGCAGGGACUGAAACGAUGCAGUCGGUUCCCAUGGAGGUGGGGAGCAGCAGCGGCUCAGGCGGGUCGGCGGUGGAGGUCAGCUUCCCCGGCGCUCAGACCUCGGUGCUGGACAGCCUCAACCGGCAGAGAGAGGACGGCAGUCUGUGCGAUCUGUCCAUCCACGUUCAGGGACACGUCUUCAAGGCGCACCGCUGCGUCCUGGCCGCGUCCUCGCCCUACUUCCAUGACCAGGUGCUGCUGAAGAACAUGUCCACGGUCUCCAUCCCCGCGGUGAUGGACCCGCUGGCGUUCGAGAGCGUCCUGAGCUGCGCCUACACCGGCCAGCUGCGGAUGCUGCGUGACGACAUCGUUAACUACCUCACGGUGGGCAGCGUGCUGCAGAUGUGGCACAUCGUGGACAAAUGCACCGAGCUGCUGAAGGAGGGCCGCGCCGCAGCGGCAGGAGGAGGAGGAGGAGGAGCGCAGGACGCAGCAGGUGGAGGCGGAAGUUCGGCCAAUCCCGGCUGCAGCAGCAGCAACGGUGAAGCUGGUGGAACUGGGACCACAGGUGGUGUCCUGGUUGUAGAGCCCAACGACCCCCAGAGGGUCCCCCAACCCUCCAGCCGGCCCUCGGUGAGCGAGAGCCAGUCGCCCAGCAGCACCAACUACUUCAGCCCCCGAGACGGGAGCAGCUUCCUGGGGGGAGGCGCAGCGGCAGGGGGGGCCUCUCUGGAUGGAGGCAGGGCCAGUAACACCCCCAGCUACUGCACCCCAUCAGGGGGAGAGGAGGCCCUGCUCAUAGAGGAGGAGGAGGGGGAGGAAGAGGAGGAGGAGGUCAUGUACCACCACAGGAAGAGAGGAAGAGGAGGAGGCAGCGGGAGGAGGAAGAAAGUCAGCUCGGUGUUGGAGCAGGAGGUCGGCGUCAGCGACAGCUUCGGCGUUUCCUCCUAUCAGGACGGCGAGGAUUCUGAGGCGGCGCUGCAGAAACGUCCCACCUACAGCCAGCCCAGCAUCAUGCCGCGCAAGCAGUGGGUGGUGGUGAAGACGGAGCGGACGGAGGACGACGACCUGAUCGUCGUGUCCGGAGAGGAGGGCGGCGAGGAUGAGGAGGACGAAGACGAGAGGGAGAUGGAGCUGGUGAGGGAGCGAGGGAACUUCAACAUCUCCAACAUCAGGAGCCUUUCAGCGGAGCUGGCGGGCCGAGCCGAGAGCGACAUGGACUCACAGGUGGAUUACUGCCAGUCAUCAGAGGACUACCUGAAGUUUGAGGGCAGCCUGAUCGAGCAGACGUUAGCCCAGCACCUUCAUGACGGCGCCGCGGGUCAGAACCAGAGCGCCAACCGGGCCGUGUCGGCCCUGCUGGGUCAGGUCCAGUCCGCCGCCUCGGCCCGGGCGCAGCUCUUCCCUCUGGACAUGCAGGGGAACCAGAUCCUGCUGUACAGCCAGGCGUCCGGCCUUUCCCUGGACCCGGCCGCGCCGCCACUGGGCGUGGCCGCCGGCAUGAUGGGCGGAGCCUCUUUCAAAACGCCCGGACUGGAGCACGGCGCCGUCCAGCUGCAGACCGGAUUGGGUCCGGACUGUUCUGACGGUGGCGGGGUCGGAGGCGGAGCCGGCGGCUCCGGAGGAACCGCCAAGGUGUUCAUGUGUCACUGUGGGAAAACCUUCACCCACAAGAGCAUGCGGGACCGGCACAUCAACAUGCACCUGGACCUGCGGCCGUUCCACUGCCCCGUCUGCGCCAAGAAGUUCAAGAUGAAGCACCACCUGACGGAGCACAUGAAGACCCACACCGGCCUCAAGCCCUACGACUGCCUGGGCUGCGGCAAGAAGUUCAUGUGGCGCGACAGCUUCAUGAGGCACCGCUCGCACUGCGAGAGGCGCGGCGCCGACGGCGACACGGCGGGGGGCGGCGAGGGAGGGAGGCGAGGAGGAGGAGGGGGAGAGGAAGGCCCGGACUUCAACGCCUCCACCCACCUGCUGCUGUCUGCCGCUGACGGAGGUCAGGGAGGAGCAGCCAGAGGAGGAGGAGCGUCUGCAGCUGCUGCUGGACAACAUGGCGGAGGAAGCAGUCACCAUGGCAACACCAUGGCCGCUGCCACAGGGACGAUGCUGGGGGCCGUCUCCCAGAGUCCGGGUCCGGAUCACGGAUCGGGAAUGUUCGGAGGGCUGGGAUUGGCUAGAGGUGUGUGUGAGGAAGACGUGUGUGAGGUCAGCGCAGACGGAAGCAGCGUGACUUAAACCGGAGCUGAGGGAACCAAUGGGAGUCCGGUUCUGAUGGUUCUGAUGGUUCUGAAGGUUCUAAUGGUUCUGAAGGUUCUGGUGGUUCUGAAGGUUC